GCGACCCGAAAGUCACCCGGAAGACUAAGUGCAGUAGGCACGGGCUUGUUCGCCUUCGAUACCUGAGGCGGACCUGGGAGGGGCGCCCACCGAAUGGGGUGAGAGGACAAGGAACCCUUGGGAAGGAGGGAUGCCCGGAUGCUCAGGCCUGUGGCACUGAGCGCUGCGGCGGUGGCGGCGCUGCUGGCCGCCCUGGUGGCUGCCUUGCUUCUGCUGCCGCUUGAGGACGCAGGGCUGGGGGCCAGCUCCAGCAUGGCCGAGACAGAGGCGCUGCCGAAGCUUCGGGAAGACUUCAAGAUGCAGAAUAAAUCCGUCUUUAUUCUGGGCGCCAGUGGGGAAACCGGCAGAGUGCUCUUAAAAGAAAUCCUGGAACAGGGCCUGUUUUCCAGAGUCACAGUCAUUGGCCGGAGGAAACUGACCUUUGAUGAGGAAGCUUAUAAAAAUGUGAAUCAAAAAGUGGUGGACUUUGAAAAGCUGGAUGACUAUGCUGCUGCCUUUCAAGGUCAUGAUGUUGGAUUCUGUUGCCUGGGUACCACCAGAAAAAAAGCCGGGGCGGAGGGAUUUGUUCGUGUUGAUCGAGAUUAUGUCCUGAAAUCUGCCGAGCUGGCAAAAGCUGGAGGGUGCAAACAUUUCAACUUGCUGUCCUCCAAAGGAGCUGAUAAGUCAAGCAAUUUUUUAUAUCUGCAAGUUAAGGGAGAAGUGGAAGAUAAGGUGGAAGAAUUAAAAUUUGAUCGUUAUUCCAUAUUUCGGCCUGGAGUUCUGUUAUGUGAUAGGGAAGAAUCUCGCCCAAGUGAAUGGUUGGUUAGGAAAUUCUUUGGCUCCUUACCACAGUCUUGGGCCAGUGGGCAUUCUGUGCCAGUGGUGACUGUGGUUAGAGCGAUGCUGAACAACGCAGUGAGACCAAGUGACAAGAAGAAGGAACUGCUGGAUAACAAGGCCAUCCACGACCUGGGGAAUGUCGACGGCUCUCUGAAGCCAUGACCACACCCGAAAAAUCCUUUUUUUGGUAAAACUCAACACCCACCACCUAAUUGGUAAUUUCAGGGAGUGAAAAAAGUCAGUGUGCUUUAACUGUGGUUCUAAUGUUUUUCAACCAACCAGAUCCAAAAAAUGAUUGUAUUCUGCAUCAGUAGUUCAGAGCCUGGUUGUACAUAUACAUACAGUUGACCUUUGAACAACAUGGGUUUAAACUGCACAGUUCUACAUAUACAUGGAAUUUUUUUCGAUAAAUACGUAAAUGUAUUUUCUAUUCCCUAUGAUUUUCUUAUUAACAUUUUCUUCUCUCUAGCUUACUUUAUUAUAAGAAUACAGUGUAUAAUUCAUGUAAUGUACAAAAUAUGUGUUAAUCUACUCUUCGUGUUAUAAGGCUGCUGGUCAACAGCAAGUUAUUAGUACAGUUGGCCCUCUGCAUCUGCGGAUUCCCAAUCUCAGAUGAAAAAUACUGUUUUUGAUCUGUGGUUAGUUGAAUCUGUAUGUGAAGCGCAUGGAUAUGAAGGGCAGACUGUGGUUAAGUUUCUGGGAAGUCAGAUGUUACAUGUGGAUUUUUGACCGCACUGAGGUGGCACCCCUUACUUCCACGUUGUUCGAGGGUCAACUGUACAUCAACCAGGGAGCUUUUCAAAAAAACAGAGCUUCGUAGGCCCUGCCUCAAACCUUCUGAAUUCAGAAUUUUGGGGUGCGGGCACAGGAAUCUGUUGAUUUAACGUUUCCCUGGUGAUUCUGAUGCCACUAUUGGGAAGGCCAGCUUUGAAAUGCUCGUCUGCAGAGGCACAGCAGCAGUGCAAACCUUGUAUGUCAUGUAAGAGUUCUGUUCUAAAAUUGUUGACAUUCGUUACCCAUUGUUGAGCAUUGUUACCCAAUGUUGACUGCAUGUACUUGUGCCUUACUACUUUAGAAUAUAUAAUAAAAUUUGUUGUGUAACUGA
Molecule: messenger RNA, 1924 nt
Organism: Rhinolophus ferrumequinum (greater horseshoe bat)
Lineage: Eukaryota; Metazoa; Chordata; Mammalia; Chiroptera; Rhinolophidae
Gene: HTATIP2
Product: HIV-1 Tat interactive protein 2
Exons: 6
Coding region: 139-981 (280 amino acids)
Biological process (GO): import into nucleus
Cellular component (GO): cytoplasm
Source: RefSeq, a predicted model, not a curated record